This is a messenger RNA of Thlaspi arvense, 1245 nucleotides long. Lineage: Eukaryota; Viridiplantae; Streptophyta; Magnoliopsida; Brassicales; Brassicaceae. The record is from the annotation of a GenBank genome assembly.
UGGGGAUGAAACAGAGAGAAAUAAGAAAAACAUUCACUAGCUAGCUCUUGUCCUGUAUAUAUAUAUAGCUAUAUAUACAGUACUAAUUUCAGCUCACACACAUCUACAGUCUCCAUCUAAAAAGAAAGAAUCAGUUUCAUAUCAUUUGCAGCAGCUUGUCACAAUGUCACGACCAAUACCUGUUGAACAAAUGGUGAAAGAGUUCAAAUCACGUCACACAACAUCCCACUUGUCCAAGAUAGAUAAUUUCUCUCUACUCAAAAAGCAUAACGUCAAAAUGGUCGAAUCCUCUGUUUUCACCCUUGGUGGUUACAAAUGGAAACUCAUUGUGUACCCAAAUGGGAAGAAUGACAAUGGUUAUGUCUCUAUCUUCUUAGUGAACCAGGUUUCAGUAAAUGCUAAGCUCCAGUUCCAUCUCUUUGUCAUCAGUCAGCUAAGGCAAACAUGGCAAUCUUCUGGAACAAUGGACUUUGGUAUAUCUUCAACAUCUCAAACGAGAGGAGCUUUAAACUUGACACCAGUGGCUGAUCUUAGGAAAAAUGGGUAUCUUAUUGAAGAUUGCUGUAUACUUGGUGUCGAGUUUUACAGGAUUGGAAACCCUAAAUCGGGAACAGCAGAAUGUUUAAGCUUAAUAGAGAAGCCUCAUAACCACAGAGUCACGUGGAAGAUGACCAGGUUCUCGUCUUUCGAGCCUGAAAAGAUUCAUUUUUCUGAUGACUUUAUCGUUGGAAGCCGAAGAUGGAGGAUUAAAGUUCAUCCAAGAAAAGACAAACCUUUUUCUGUGUAUCUGUCGGGAGAAGAGUUUAUAAACAAUGUUCCAAGGACAAAUACUUUCGCCAAGUUUAAGCUACGGGUACUGGAUCAAGUUAAACGGAAGCAUCUUGAGAAAACAUAUUCGGGUUGGAUUGGUGCAGAACCUGAUGAGUCCCAUGGUUUUGCGGAUUUCAUGCCUUUCAAGAGUCUUGAUACACCUUUUUUGGUGAAGGAUCAUUUCUAUGUGGGAGUUGACUUUGAACUCAUUUCUAUAACUAAGCUUUUAUAAAUGUAUGUGUAACACUGAAACAGCAAGAAGUGUUGUAAUGUAAUGAAUAAAUAGGAAGCUUAGCUUGCACACACACAAAGCAAGCUUAGCUUCUUGGAUUUAAUACGUCGUUUGUAUUAAAAUAGCAAAGAAGUGAUAUUUUGUGUGAAUAAGAUUAUGGAUAGUAUUGGAAUUAGAUAAACUUCUUGUUAUUCUUCAAGAAC